CGGGCCCUCCCGCCCCACUUCGCCGCAGAGCUCCGGAGGGGGGAGGCCGCGGUGCCCAGAGUGUAGCGAGGCGCCAUGUCUGGCCGUGGCAAGAGCGGCGGUAAGGCCCGAGCUAAGGCCAAGUCUCGCUCCUCCCGGGCUGGGCUGCAGUUCCCGGUCGGGCGCGUUCACCGGCUGCUGCGGCGCGGGCACUACGCGGAGCGGGUGGGGGCCGGCGCGCCCGUUUACCUGGCCGCCGUGCUGGAGUACCUGACGGCCGAGAUCCUGGAGCUGGCGGGCAACGCGGCGCGCGACAACAAGAAGACGCGCAUCAUCCCCCGCCACCUGCAGCUGGCGGUGCGCAACGACGAGGAGCUCAACAAGCUGCUGGGCGGCGUCACCAUCGCGCAGGGCGGCGUUCUGCCCAACAUCCAGGCCGUGCUGCUGCCCAAGAAGACGGGCGGCGGCGGCGGCACGGGCCCCGCCAAGGCCGGCAAGAAGGGCAGCGGGCAGCAGUCGCAGGAGUACUAGGCCGGCCGGCCACCCCCGGCACCACACAAAGGCCCUUUUCAGGGCCACCCCCAUUGCUCACCGGGAGAGCUGCGAUCCGCGGGGGGGAGGGGGCGCGUCUCUGUCCCGCCGGCGGGGCU
Molecule: messenger RNA, 629 nt
Organism: Harpia harpyja (harpy eagle)
Lineage: Eukaryota; Metazoa; Chordata; Aves; Accipitriformes; Accipitridae
Product: histone H2A
Exons: 1
Coding region: 76-510 (144 amino acids)
Cellular component (GO): nucleosome
Molecular function (GO): protein heterodimerization activity; DNA binding; structural constituent of chromatin
Source: RefSeq, a predicted model, not a curated record